This is a messenger RNA of Daldinia childiae, 1452 nucleotides long. RefSeq lists its product as uncharacterized. Bases 1 to 1452 code for a protein of 483 amino acids. The transcript is spliced from 3 exons. The record is from RefSeq and is a predicted model, not a curated record. Gene Ontology annotation, molecular function: transmembrane transporter activity. Gene Ontology annotation, biological process: transmembrane transport. NCBI's taxonomy places the organism in Eukaryota, Fungi, Ascomycota, Sordariomycetes, Xylariales, Hypoxylaceae. Gene Ontology annotation, cellular component: membrane.
AUGACGGACAAGAAAUCAGAGCUCGACGUUGAGAGCGCAAAGGAGGAAUUUAGCGCCGCCGUUGCUCAAUAUGAUUCCUCCGGCCCCAUCACGGAGGCCGAGAAGGCGCUACGAUGGAAGCAGGACAAGCGCAUCGUGCCAUUGUCGGCUGGCAUUUAUUUCCUAUGCUAUUUGGAUCGGUCCAACAUAGGGAAUGCCAAAAUCAUGAACGCGUCGACUGGCGACGAUCUCAUGACUGAGACCGGCAUGACCAAUUUUCAAUACACCAUCUCGCUUAUGAUCUUCCUUGUAGCAUAUGGUCUAUUUGAAGUUCCCUCCAACAUCCUGCUCAAGAAGUUAAGACCUUCCCGUUGGAUCGCGUUUCUCAUGUUCGCAUGGGGCGCUCUCACUAUAGGCCUCGGAGGUGUUCACAGCUAUGCCUCCGUGACCGUUGUUCGAUUCUUGCUCGGAGUGUUUGAGGCCGGUCUGUUUCCUGGUCUAGUCUACUACCUCACUUUCUGGUACAAGACCGAGGAGCGAAGUAUUCGCGUGGCUUUCAUCCUCGCUUCGGCGACUCUAGCGGGAGCUUUUGGGGGUGCCAUCGCUUAUGGCAUCGGACAUAUGAAUCAAGCCGGUGGGCUCUCUGCUUGGCGCUGGCUAUUCAUCAUAGAAGGCGUGCCGUCGUGCCUUUCUGCUUUCUUAGUCUGGUUCCUACUGCCGGAUUAUCCCGAGGAUGCGAAAUGGUUGAGUAUCCAAGAAAGGGAUCUGGCGGUGCAGCGACUUCACAUCGAGGGAAGUAAGGGUCACCACAAGGCGAUGACCUGGGUCGAUGCCAAGGCGACCUUAGUUGACUGGAGACUUUGGGGCCAUUAUCUCGUGUAUUUUGGUAUUUCAACCCCGUUUAGCUCGCUUUCGCUAUUUACCCCUUCCAUCACGGCAGGGUUAGGUUACCACGAUCUUCAGGCCCAGCUAAUGACCGUACCGCCGUAUGCUGUCGCUUAUGUUGUCCAAAUCCUGACCUCCUGGUCGGCGGACCACUUCAACGCCCGUGGCCUGCAUUCGGCCGCAUUGGCCACUAUCGGAGCCGUUGGUUUCUUGGCAUCGGCCGUGCUACCGGCAGAUGCGUAUGCGUCCCGGUACGGAUGUCUAAUCGUCGCGGCGUCAGGCGCCUUCGCCUGUAUACCGCCACUGCUUGGUUGGCUUUCGUCCAACAUCUUCAGCACCGCCUCGGUCGGUCUUGCGAUUGCGCUGAACAUUGGACUGGGCGGCGCGCCUGGCCAGAUCGUAGGUGUCUGGAUCUACAAGGCGGACGAGGCACUGUUAGGAUACCCCACGGGCCAUUGGACAAACGCAGCCUUGCUUUUUAUGGUGGCAGUGGGUUGUGUAAUGCUAAGGGUGUACUAUGCGUUCCGUAAUAAGAAGAUAAUUCGUGAUGUUGCUGAUGGGGAGGAAAUCCGGUUGUUCAAGUACUGA